GGAAUACAUAAAAUAUCCAUCCUCUUAUCCACAUUAUUCGACUUCGAAAUCGAAACUAUGGCGACGCUCGAAUCCGCACUUCCAAUAAUCUCUCCAUAUGUUUCUUCUUCUUCCUCCUCAAAAUUAUGCUUCAAUAAACUUCCCUCCGCCAUUAAGCUUCGAAUUUCCUUCUCCUCCCCUCUCCUUUCCCUCAAUCCCCCAACCCCCAUUUCCCCUAUCUCUUUCAAUUCAUCGCGAAAUCCCGGCGGCGGAGGCCGACUAUGUUCUGCAGUGCAAGAGGUCAGUUUGGAGGAAGCUUCAGAGGAAACUCAGGAUGUGAAUCAGAAGAAAAAAUUAUAUAUCUUCAAUCUACCUUGGUCUUUAUCUGUUGUUGACAUUAAGGAGCUCUUUGGACAAUGCGGCACUGUCUCUGAUGUUGAGAUUAUAAAGCAGAAAAAUGGAAGAAGCAGGGGAUUUGCCUUUGUGACUAUGGCUUCACCAGAUGAAGCUCAAGCUGCUAUUCAGAAAUUUGACUCUCAAGAAAUAUCAGGAAGAGUUAUAAAGGUAGAGUUUGCAAAGAGAUUUAAGAGACCUCCUCCACCAAAGCCUCCAGGUCCUCCUCCUGGAGAGACAGUGAAUAAACUUUAUGUAUCAAAUCUUGCAUGGAAAGUGAGAUCAAGCAAUCUUAGAGACUUCUUUUCUGAAAGCUUUAACCCAAUUGCAGCGAGGGUUGUCUUCGAUAGCCCCUCUGGAAGAUCUGCUGGUUAUGGUUUUGUUUCUUUUGCUACUCGAGAGGAAGCUCAAACUGCACUUUCUUCUUUGGAGGGCAAGGAAUUGAUGGGAAGACCCCUUCGCCUGAAAUUCAGUGAAAGAAGUGUCAAUGAAUCAGAAACCCCAAAAGAAGACAUUGUUGAAAGCCAACCUGAAGAAUCAUAGACCCACUCAGUUUCAACAUCAGAAUCAUCCCUUGGUAGAAAACUCUGAAACCAAGAUUUUGCUUGAGAAUUCCAACUGCCCCUUAUGAGAUUUGCUGGUGGUGUGAUCUCUACAUCUUACAGCUAUUUUUGUAGUGUAUUUUUAGUAUCAUAACAUUAUCUGUCAUCCCAAGUUUUCUGAAUCGAAGUCCUUAUGGACUCUCUUGUUUUGUCUCAAAAAAAUUCUUCUGUUCCAUAAAGUAGUUUACAAAAUUGUCCGAUGAUA
Molecule: messenger RNA, 1179 nt
Organism: Cucumis melo (muskmelon)
Lineage: Eukaryota; Viridiplantae; Streptophyta; Magnoliopsida; Cucurbitales; Cucurbitaceae
Product: 28 kDa ribonucleoprotein, chloroplastic
Exons: 4
Coding region: 58-915 (285 amino acids)
Cellular component (GO): cytosol
Molecular function (GO): mRNA binding
Source: RefSeq, a predicted model, not a curated record